AAUUAAAAUAGAGGAGUCUGAAGAAGGGUCUUGACCCAAAACAUCAUCCACUCCUUGUCCCGCUGAGUUACUCCAGCAUUUUGUGUCUACCUUCGAUUUAAACCAGCAUCUGCAGUUCUUUCCUACACAUAAGGAUAUAAUAUUGCAGGUUUGCCUUAUUUCAGCCCACCUGAAUUUACUAUCGCUGCAAUUAUCUACUCUCUGUUAUAACAUUAUUCCUGUACGUCUUCUUUACGCUUCCAUAUCGUUACUUUGCAUUUAUUUCGAAAUAGCCUCUAUUGCAUUGGCCACAUUAUUACCUUUUUUAUUUCUGUUUAUUCCUAGUAGACCUGGCUGACUUCUCAGAUGUUGCAGUAUCUUCACCAUCUGAACCCUUAAUUGGUUGACUGCAUUAGACAACAAAUUAGUUUAGUUUGGUUAAGAGAUACAGGGCAGAAACAGGCCCUUCGGCCCAACGAGUCUGCGCCGACCAGCGAUCCCCGCGCAUUAACUCUAUCCACACACACACUAGGGGCAAUUUUACACUUAUACAUUUAUACCAAGCCAAUUAACCUACAAACCUGUAUGUCUUUGGAGUGUGGGAGGAAACUGAAGAUCCCGGAGAAAACCCAUGCAUGUCAUGGGGAGAAUGUACAAACUCUGGCACUGUUAAUAAGGCAGUAGGUCUCCCGCUACACCACAGUGCCACGCAUUUGUUGGUGUCAUUUUAUUUCAAAAUAUAUGGACGUUGAACUAGGCGUAUGGCAUAUUAACAAAUUCAUUACAGGUGAGUUAUAUACAAUACAAUCCCUUCAAUGUUUGAUCUAAUAGAGUGUGGUGCAUUAACUAUGUGAAAGGUCCUCCCAGGUAAAGCUCUGCAACAUGCUCAUGCCAACACUCUCCCCUGCUACUUUUAGUUCAGACCUGCCACAGUUUGACAGCUUACUUCGUGAUGCUGACUUUAAAAAUGUCAGUGGUUUGCACUGCUCUCUGGCGUCCUCUCUUCCUAUCCUAUGAUCUCCUCGUUCAAAUCCAAGGAUUGCUCCAAGCUAGGAGGGAGAGGUAGAUGAGCUAUGAUAGAAUGGUGAAGUAGAUAAUGGGCCGAAUGGCCUAAUUCUUCUCCGAUCACUUAUGAUCUCAUGAUCAUCAGAAGCUACUUGUAUCAAACCUCCCAGCCACAUCCAACAUCCGUCACAUCAAUUUGAAGAGUCCCAACUCAAAUUGAGGCCCAGUACCAUUUGUUACAUGUUACCAACCAGAAAAAGAGUCAUUCUGUUUCCUUCCUGUUCAGCAAUCCUCUCCUAUCCACCUUAACUUGCCACCUCCUGCACCACGUUUUUUGUAAUUUUUAGUAAUUACAUAGAAAUAUACUCCAUCUGUCCAGAAACCUCAAAUACAACUUUGACCAGUUAUUGUCAUAGAGUCAUGGAAACAGGCCCUUCGGCCCAACUUGCCCAUGCGCACCAGCAGGAAAGUAACGCCCAUUACUUUCACUGAUUGCGAUUACCUUACUUUUGGGCAAGACCAAAUGAUUUUUGUUAACCUUAUUUUAUUUAACUGUACUUGCCCCAUGGGUACUUUGGGUAGAGGUGCAGAAACCGGAAUAGGAAUCCUUUAGUUUAUCCCAAAUGGAUUUUGCAGAAACCCUUUCUUUACUCCCGCCGCCGCACCUUGGGACAAAUUUCGACAUAAGAAACGAACUCAGGUUACGAAUUGGUGAAGUUUCAACAAUUUGAGAUUAAAUUAUAUUAAACACACUUGAGAUUAAAUUAGUUACUUUUGAACCAAAAUUAUUAUUAUUUUUUAAUUGGCGGGUAUUGCGCUUUGAUUAGCUGCAAUAACGGAAUUGCAAAGUUGGAUGGAUCAAUGAUUUCACAAGGCGUUAAACUGAUCCAUUGGCCUGCAGUUUCCUGCAUUCCUCGAUAGCUGGCACUGUCCGCUCUCCAUCUACACAAGCAGACGCCGAUCAUUCGCGUUGGAAGCAGGGGCGCGGCAGCUUCCAGGAAACGAUUGCACUGGGUUUGGGGCGAUAUUUCUAUUGCAAUCCUUUCCGUGGGCUUUCUCUCGCUUUCUCUGUCUGCUGACAAGGAAGGACACUGGCGUUACGAAAAAAAAACUUUGCAGCCGCUGUCUGGGAUUGCCGCUGGGAUUGUAACGCGGCUCUCUCUGUCCAGUCCAAGGUGCUGAAAUGCGGUCUGGCUUCUCGGCGGUAGACGCGACCGGGAUCGCCGCUGAGAAGUUACAUUGCAGUUUCUAGCGCAAUGGCACGUGAACAUCUUCACUUCUGAUGUCCAAGUGCUUCCCGUUGCUUCCAGGAUGCGUGGCAGGGUUUGACGGAAUGGGCCGUUUUCUGCUAUAUAUAAAAUCAACGGUGCUACUGGUUUUCGGCUAUUUCAACAUCUGCCUGAUCACAGCAGACAUAUUAGCAGCUCCGGUCAAUGUCACAGUGCGACACCUACAGGCCAACUCAGCAGUGGUAUCAUGGGAGGUUCCUGAUGGAGAUGCUGUCAUCGGCUACGCUAUAUCGCAGCAGAGAAAGGAUGUGCGAAUGUUACGUCUUAUCCAGGAAGUGAAUACCACAACGCGCUCCUGCAUGCUGUGGGACUUAGAGGAGGACACAGAGUACACUGUCCACGUGCAGUCCAUCAGCCUGACCGGUGUGAGCCCGGCCAGUGAGCCCAUCUCCUUCAGGACCGCUAAAGAAGCUGAGAAAUUGGCCUUAAAAGAUGAGGUGACAACAAAGAUGUCACAGCGGCGAUCCACACAAUUAAGAACAGGAGAGAUGAUCAUCAUUGUGGUUGUUCUAGUCAUGUGGGCAGGGGUGAUAGCUUUGUUUUGUAGGCAAUAUGAUAUCAUCAAAGACAAUGAACCCAACAACAACAAGGACAAAGCCAAGAGCUCUUCAGAAUACAGCACUCCGGAGCAUCCAACAGGGGGGCUGCUACGCAGCAAGUUUCCGAAGAACAAGCCUUCUGUACACAUCAUUGAAGCCUGACUGUUACGCGGCUAAGAGGAUGGUUUAAUUAAUCCAUUAACUUUCUCUUGGGAAGAAGCAGCAGCCUGCAGCGGAACACCAAGCGCACCCUGCUUCAUAAACAGAUUUAAAAGCACACGUUAAUCAAGGCUUCCUAGGAAUGAUCAUCUUCAACAAGGACAAGAGGCAGUUUCAUUCCUCACUCGUGGAGAAGAGGCAGUUUCAUUCCUCACUCGUGGAGAAGAGGCAGUUUAAUUCCUCACUCAUGGAGAAGAGGCAGUUUAAUUCCUCACUCAUGGAGAAGAGGCAGUUUAAUUCCUCACUCGUGGAGAAGAGGCAGUUUAAUUCCUCACUCGUGGAGAAGAUGCAAAGGGUUUGAGGAUUUUGUACGCUGCGGCAAAAGGAAUUUUUCCCAAGAUUUCACGUCUACAUUCCCGUGAACGGAUAUUCCAACGCACAAACAAACGGCGAGAAAUGGCUGCGUAGCUUCAAUGUUCACACACUGACUGUUCUUUGGAUGAAAUAUUAAUUGACAAAAGCCAUCGCAGAAACAAAUGCAAACAACAGGAUAUUAAAAACAUUGGUAAAGGAACAAUGAGGAAUAUGACUUGGACCACUGUCCAUGGUGACAUAACUUCAUGAUCUCCGUACAAACAAAGCAACUUCCCUGCAAAGAGCGUGGCGAGACGUCUUUUGAAGUUCAUCGAGAACUUUUUUUUGUUGCAAAGAUUAUUAUAUUUCUAUUCCCAUACUCAAUGGUAUUCAAUCUCUGUUUUGCUUACGAAUGAUUUCUGGCUUGCAAGCAAGUUAUUUCCUAUAACGUAAGGUCUGCAAUAUGAAAAAUGAAAUUUAAUCUAUAAAAAAAUGGCACAUUUUAAAAUUUCCAGUCUUUUCUGCCGACAAACUAUUAACACCAGCCAGCGCAAAGUAUUCAUGUGAUUUAUUUCAUUAUUUUUAUGGCCAAUAUCAAUGAAGCUUUAAAGACGGGCCUUCAUUUUGUACUCAAAAAGGUAUCGGUACGCAUGAUUAAUAAACAUACGUGUCACGUAACCGGAAAAUGAAAAAUAAUUGAUGUUUAACUAUUGAGAGAUGUCGGUACAUUUUACCGUCGUAAAAAAAAAGCAAGGUUUAAAGGUGAAGGUGACCAAACAUGGCGAUGUGAAACUAAAUAGACAUUGUCUUUAAUCUUUUCCUUCUUAACAGCAGCAUGAAGCUUUACCAAAGUAGAGAACGGAGAAGACUCGGUAAAGACUUCCUGAUUUAUAUUUAUUAUGAAAGCGACAUAUUUCAGUGCCAUUUAAUGCAAUUUAGGUUCUGGAACCUACGCACAUUUCACGCCACCUCUGCAGCAUAUAGAGUGAUCUCAAAAUGCAUAUUGUCUUUCUUUUCUUUUAAUCCUGAACAGAGGAAUUAACGGGCAUGUGACGGGGAAUAUGUUGCAGGCCUGUGGGGAGAUGAUGAGGGGACUGGGACAGAUGGGAUUGCUCAGCUGGGAGCCAGCAUGGACUCGAUGGGCCGAAUGGCCGUCUCCCUUGACAUAAUCAGUAAGUAAAUGGCAAAUUAGUGGCAUCUAAUUCAUUGACGUGAAUUACUAAUCGGAGGAUUCCUUGGACAGAAUUAUUGCUAUGCUUUUAAAACAACCAAUGCUUUUGAGGCCUGCAUUAACGUUGCUCUUCUAUGUGGUGCUGUCCACAGUAUCUGUCUGUAGUUAGUGGUACAAGUGAAAUUGUGAUGAUGUCUGUGCUGCCUACCAUUUCAUUGACAUGUUUGUGGUUGUUGAGCAAUAAGUGUCAAUACAAAAAUACUAAAGCUUGAUACUAAUUUUUUUUUUAAGAUCUCUUUGGAGUUUAGAAGAAUGAGGGCUGAUUUUAUUGAAACAUACAGCAUCCAAAGAGAUCGUGAGUUGGUAGAUGUUGAAAUGUUUCCCCUCGUGACACAGUCUCGAAUGAGGGCCAUCCUUUUAAAACUGACUUGUGCAGAGACUUGUUGCGGAAGGUGGAAAAUCUCCAAAGCUCCACUCCGACAGGUUGUGGGGGCCAGAUUACUGGAGGCAUUUAAAGAGCAGGUAGAUAAAUCUUUGAAAGAUCAGGGAAUCGAGGACUCGGUGUUGGUGGCACGGGAGACGACUUGAGGCUUGGAACCGGCGCUUUAAUGUGACAAAGUAACAUUGAACCAUAGAGGUCAGCCAUGGUCAGGGAGGGACAAGGGCAAGGUAGUCUACUCUUGCUCCUAUGUUCUUAUGUUUUGUGUAUAAUUGACGUUAAAAUGGCAGACAAUUAGUUAAAUAGGGACAUCCAAUUCCUUUUUGAGCAUUCUAAAAUAAGUUAGGGUGGCAUGGUGGCGCAGGGGUAGUGUUGCUGCCUUACAGCGCCAGAGACCUGGGUUCGAUCCCGAUUACGGGCGCUGUCUGCACGAGUUUGUACGUUCUCCACGUGACCGCGUGGAUUUUCUCCGAGAUCUUCGGUUUCCUUCCACACUCCAAAGACGCACAGGUUUGUAGGUUAAUUGGCUUGGUGUAAGUGUAAAAUUGUCCCUAGUAUGUGUGGGAUAGUGCUAGUGGGCGGGGAUCGCUGGUCGGCACGGACUCAGUGGGCCGAAGAGCCUGUUUUCGUGCUGUAUCUUUAAUCUAAACUAAAGUUUCAAAUUCAUAGCACUGAACAGUCCAUCAAAACACGCAACUCAAAGUGACAUUUUUGCGCUUUAUUUUUCACAAGUGUGGACUGUAUUUCUGGCUGAUGCCUUUAACUAGGAUAAGUAAUAGCCAGGUUUAUGGCCAAAGUUGGGUGAUUGGAGUCCAGGUGUAGAUCAGCCGAGAUCUACUGGAAUGAUACAACCAGCUCUAGUGACUGAAUGACCAUGUCCGAUGUUUACAGAAUGACGGAGGGAAGACCUGCUGCAUUC
Leucoraja erinaceus (little skate) is the source of this 5854-nucleotide messenger RNA. RefSeq names its product fibronectin type III domain containing 5a (gene fndc5a). The record is from RefSeq and is a predicted model, not a curated record. Gene Ontology annotation, molecular function: protein binding. NCBI's taxonomy places the organism in Eukaryota, Metazoa, Chordata, Chondrichthyes, Rajiformes, Rajidae. Bases 2267 to 2974 code for a protein of 235 amino acids. The transcript is spliced from 6 exons.